AUGACCUCGCCCGCGUCGCCCAUAUCGCCCAUAUCGCCCGCGUCGCCCACAUCACCCGUGUCGCCCCGGCUUACCUGCAUCGCCCAUCUCGCCCAUCUCAUCGCGCCGCCCACCUCGUUCCCGCAUUGCCCACCUCUCCACCUCACCCUGUCUCGCCCCCGCAUCCGCAUCAGCGUCGCCCGCCUAGCCCAUCUCGUCCGCGUCAUUCUCGCUGCGCCCUCCUCGCGCCGUCACCCAGCCUCCCGCUCCCCGCUCGCGCCUCCAGCCUCUCCGCCCUCCAGUUCGGUGGCGCGCUCUGCCUCCUCGUCGCCCUCCCGGUGCUCAGCGACCUCCGCGCCCUCCUCCGGUGGAUCCGCGUCGCCCGCCGCCACGCUCGCGCUCCGCGACAAGGCCGCGCGCUGCCGCCUCGAGCGCUACUACCGCGAGGCCUACUACGACCGUGAGCACCCCCGCGCGCUCCAAGGGCUGCGCGCGCACCGUCGCGAGCACCGUGAUCACGACAGCCCCCGUCUCUGCGAACCCGAGCGCAAGCGCGAGCACGAGCACGAGCACGCCGCACAGCGGGACCGUGCGGACGCCCGCGCGAAACCCCAGCACGCGAUCGCACCCGACGGCGCGGGUGACGGCGUCGAGCGCAUCUACACGCCCGGCACACUCUGCACGUUUGCCGUGGGACUCGCCGUGAGGUGCGCACCAUGA
Messenger RNA from Epithele typhae, 699 nucleotides. RefSeq lists its product as uncharacterized. The transcript has a single exon. The coding region runs from base 1 to 699 and encodes 232 amino acids. Lineage: Eukaryota; Fungi; Basidiomycota; Agaricomycetes; Polyporales; Epitheliaceae. The record is from RefSeq and is a predicted model, not a curated record.